UAAGCAAAUAAGGGAAUAAAUCUUCCAAAUUGAAUUAUUUUACUUACUAAAUAAAUGACUUGAGAGUUCAAAAGCAGUCCUUCUACUAAACAGGCAUUGACAGAAAACACACCUACAUAGUCUGAAGAACAAUUCCUGCACCAAGAAAUUUGAAUACAAGGAAAUGUGGUGGUCAUUGGGUCAAGUGUUCAUUGUUGCUGAUUAAGCAGCAGCAAGGACAGUUCAGAGGACUGCGCCAAACUGAGCAUCAUGUGUGGCCCCUUCAAGAGCUGUCCGGGCAUUUUACGCCUCCUGGAAAUAAUCUUCAGCGCUCUAUCUCUCCUCAUUGUUAUCUUCAGGGGCAGGAUGGUGAGUCCAUGGGGCGUAUGGUGUGAGUUUGUCUGGGUUUUCUGCAUCAUUGUGCCCUUAGUCCUGACUGUGGUGGAGGUCAAAAUGUGGCACAUCCUCCUGGCUGUCUUCCUACCCAACUGGGCUGACCUGACCUGCGGGUUGACCGUCCUGUGUGCGGCGAUGAUCACCUCCGCCACUCUGAUCUUUGCAGCCGUUUUCAUCUGCCUUUCCUGCAUCAGCAGCAUCCUCUGCUUCAUCUUCUCCGUGGUCGCCGCCGUUGUCUUCCUGGUUGAUGCUGUGAUGCAAAAAAUGAAGUGUCCGAGCGGCUACCUGUCCAGCCCGAGAGGAGUUCUCCGCACGGCAGAGGCUUUCACGGCUUGUAUCAUUCUCACCGCUGCCACUGACCACUUUGUAAAUGGCGAAUGGUUCUUUCGUCCUUUCGGGAUGAUGUGCAGCAUCAUUGUGUUUGCUGUUUGCCUCCUGGUCACUGUGGUCAUCAUAGUUCUCAACCUGCUCAAGCUGCUGCAGUGUCUCCUCUCAUUUGGGCUCAAUAUGAUGGAGCUUGUGUUCAACAUUGCGGCAGUGCUGUUGUACCUCCUCGCUGUCAUUCUUUGGCUUGUCUUUGGUUACAAACGAUCCGGAUACAAUCCUUACAUCAAGUGUUCCUACACUGACCUUAACACUGUUUCCAUUGGAGCCAUUGUCAACCUCGUCUUUUACAUUGUAGACCUGGUUUUAUCCUUCAAAUCUCGCUAGAAGUGUAGACAUGCCUCGCAUUUACAGAUUAAGAUGGAAACACUGAUUUGCUUGUGAUGCAUGAUUUUAUUUCCUCACCUGAAAGUAGAUAUUUUUUUAAUUAGGAAAGUGUUUAAUUGACAGCAGCCGUGUAUGUUAUGUAAUACAGUAAAUGAAGCAAUUUAAUUAUCAAUUUAGCCCGAAAUCAAGUCAAAUAUUUGUUUGUUUGUUUUUCAUCUUUAAAAAUAACAGAAAAUCCUUGCAGAACACAAGUGUUCAAGUCAGAUGGUUAAUGAACUAAAUUGUUUGCUUCAUUCUCACUAGUUAUGAACAGCUAAAUAUAACCUCAUGAUGAAAAGGUGCCAUUUUAUUCUUGGGU
This is a messenger RNA of Seriola aureovittata, 1444 nucleotides long. Its product is annotated as myeloid-associated differentiation marker-like protein 2. Gene Ontology annotation, cellular component: membrane. The record is from RefSeq and is a predicted model, not a curated record. Lineage: Eukaryota; Metazoa; Chordata; Actinopteri; Carangiformes; Carangidae. The transcript has a single exon. The coding region runs from base 250 to 1086 and encodes 278 amino acids.